CUCUCCUCUCUCUUAUGUUCCAGAUCCGUAGGUAUAAUUACAAAACCAGCUUCGCCUUUAUUAACGUAAAAUCUCUGUCUCGUAUUCCUUUGUAGGCCACUCGUAAAUCAUAUUUGUUCUCUUUGAACCUUCGCCGGAACCAGAAUUAUCAUGGCUUCGACGCUCGCAUCCACCGCCGAAAGGCUCGAUAAGCUCGGAAUCAAUGGGGAUUUCGCGUCCUCUGCGCCUAAUAUCCAGAAGAAUCUCCAUCUUCUCUCUCCUGAACAGAUUGAGCUUGCGAAGACGCUGUUGGAAUUGGGACAGAGUCAUCUUUUCGAGCACUGGGCGGAGCCUGGCGUUGAGGACGAGGAAAAGAAAGCUUUCUUUGAUCAGGUGGCUCGGCUUAAUUCAAGCUAUCCUGGCGGUCUGGCAUCGUAUAUCAAAACUGCAAGAGAACUUUUGGCAGAUUCAAAAACUGGAAAGAAUCCAUUCGAGGGUUUCACACCUUCAGUUCCUGCUGGUGAAGUCUUGACUUUUGGUGAUGAUGACUUCGUCAAAUUCGAGGAAACAGGCAUUAAAGAAGUUCGGAAAGCUGCGUUUGUUCUUGUUGCUGGCGGUCUUGGGGAGCGUUUGGGUUACAAUGGAAUUAAGGUGGCUCUUCCAAGGGAGACUGUUACGGGAACAUGCUUUUUACAACAUUACAUUGAAUGUGUUCUCGCUCUUCAAGGAGCUAGCUGUAGCCUUGCCCAAGGUGAAGGUCAAACAAAGACUCCUUUCGUUAUAAUGACAUCGGAUGACACACAUUCGCGCACUUUGGAGCUCUUAGAAUCAAAUUCUUAUUUCGGUAUGGAGCCUACACAAGUAAAGCUUCUGAAGCAGGAAAAAGUUGCAUGUUUAGAUGACAAUGAAGCCAGGCUUGCAGUGGAUCCGCAUAGCAAGUACAAGAUUCAGACUAAACCUCAUGGUCAUGGCGAUGUACAUUCACUUCUCUAUUCCAGUGGCCUUCUGAAUGCUUGGCGUGAUGCUGGUUUGAGAUGGGUUCUAUUUUUCCAAGAUACAAAUGGGCUUCUAUUCAAUGCAAUUCCAGCAGCAAUAGGUGUCAGUGCUACAAGACAAUAUCAUGUUAACUCCCUUGCUGUGCCUCGCAAAGCAAAGGAAGCCAUAGGCGGGAUUACCCGUCUCACUCACGUUGAUGGUAUACAAUAUUUCCCUUUUCCUU
Messenger RNA from Morus notabilis, 1198 nucleotides. Its product is annotated as UDP-sugar pyrophosphorylase. The transcript has 10 exons. Gene Ontology annotation, biological process: UDP-N-acetylglucosamine biosynthetic process. Gene Ontology annotation, molecular function: UDP-N-acetylglucosamine diphosphorylase activity. NCBI's taxonomy places the organism in Eukaryota, Viridiplantae, Streptophyta, Magnoliopsida, Rosales, Moraceae. The record is from RefSeq and is a predicted model, not a curated record. The annotation marks the transcript as partial.